UGACACCUUGAUGACAUGAAUGAAAGUGAUAAUAUAAAGUCAAGUAUGUUAUAUGUAUCUUUCCCACCAUUUGUUUCCCCUUUUUCCCACUUUGGAGCAUAGAGUAUGGAGGCUAUUAUUGUAAGUGAUAUCUUUCUGUAAGUUUUUAACUACUUCAUAAUGGCAGAGGAUAUGCCGCAAGAUAUCCUCAGAUUUGAUCUAUUUGAUCCAGAUGCUGCUUUGAGAGAGGCGAUGGCUGCGAAGGAAAAUUCCAGGCCGGCAAAUUUGGAAGCAAAAUUUCUCAAAAACGUCACGAGCCGGCUCCAAACAGAUAAUCCAAUUCUGAAUGAAGUUGUCACUGAUAAUGUCUCUGAAAGUAAUUUUAGUUGUCAGUCAGGUCAAAUGGAAGCUAAUCAGCAGUCUCAACCUUCAAGUUUCAACCUGAAUCAAGUUAACCGUGAUGACAACAUUGACAACAUGCCAAAUGGCAACUUCAGCUGCCAAACCCAGAACUUCAGUCAACCAGAGCCAAUUUUCAAACUGCCCCCAAAACCAGUGGAUUACCAUUACCAUCAGAGAAAGAAGAAACAAGUGUUAAUGGAAACACAGAGCGCUUGUCAAGAAAUAGAGAAACAUAUCCCUGCAAAAGCUGAAAUCUACUACAACUUCAUCAUGAAGAAGCUUUCAAGUAUCCGCCACUUCGUUAUGAGUGCCCAUGAUCCAUCAAUGAAUGAGCUUUUCAUGCAAACUAGCAUGAUGAAUUCCACAAUUAAUUGUAAUUUGUCGGUCAGAGGAUCAGACUCUUCGCAAGUUGGAAGGUACUCUCAGUCCAUGGAGAAUCCUCUUUCAAACGUUGGAGGAUCUCAGAAGGGUGGAGAAUUUUCUUUUGCUCGCCCAGCAAACCCAGCCCAAUCUCAGCUAAACCCAGUUGUUGUUCUCAAAAGAUCUUCGGAGCAACCCCCAAUUCCUGUUGCAAAAUCUUCACCACUGAAGGAGUCUGUCAAAACGUCUCCCAUUACCCAGAAUCUCACGAUGAACAAAAUAAUGAACAGCACUAUGAACAGCACAGUGAAUCGGACCACCUCUCAAGGACGCGUCUCCGAAGACAACACCAUCACAUUGAAAAACUGGACUUUGAUCCUAGGAAAGAAAAUAGCCUCUGACGAACACGAAUUGCUGAUUCGAGGUCUUAUUGCCAAAAAAUGUGAAUUUGGUAAUACUAACAUGGAGCUUACAACUCCCUCAAUUAAGUCUCGUCUUGGAGAGUUCUGUAUUAAAACCAAAGAUGGUAGAACAUAUGAACUACAAGGAACUUUCCAAAAUCCUAAUAAUAGUGUCCCGAGAAUGGUCACCAGCCUUUAUCUAAAGAGAGGAUCUGGAAUUCCUGUCCACUGGAGGAAGAUGGCCAAAUUUUGGGGUUCUGUCAGACCUGCAGGAAAAAGACCUGCAAAUGAGGAGCGUAGUAAAAUGUUGGAAGAUGAUUCAUAUAACGCAGGAGAAUCAAGAAUGAAGAGUGAUGCAAAAAUUACUAAGCGGGCAAGUCCAGUAAAGAGGCCGACCUCGAAACCAUCUCGCCCCUCUGUCAGUAGGCAGUCUGUUACUCUGAAACAUACUUUGAGCAGGCCCUCUGUUAAGCCUAUCAUCAAAAUUGCCCGAAUUCCUGUGCAAGUUAGCAAACCUUUAAAGCCUGAUCCUCACAAAAUGCCGAGAAAACACAAGGAGCAUCUAUAUGCUGAACAGGUGCAAAGCAGCUCUGCAAUAGACUCAAGUGAAAACUCUCCUGUUGAAGCCAGAGGCAAAAAACGUCGCCACCACCAUCCGCCAAAACCAUCUCCUGGUUAUUUGGCAGACCGAUCAUCAGGCACCUCAACAAGCCACUCAAUAGCUGUACUCAGGCCCAAAGUGAAGUCUCGCCAGCAACCACAAUUAGUUGAAGAAUCGAGUCUCAAUUCUUCAGUUGAAGUCAGCCAAGCCAAGCGGAAGAGAAAAACAUCCCCUAAAUAUUCAGAUGAGAAUGAUGGCAGUCUUCUUGAAACAGAGAGGAGCAAAUCUAAUUUUGCAGACAAUAGCAAUGUCUCUUACCAGAUUGUAUCUCCUGGAAAAACUCUCAAUAACAUCAAAAAGAUGAAAGACUCGAACAUUAUAAAUAGUCAAGUUACACCUCCUACAUCGUAUUUCCUGAAUGUGUUACCAAAUAGCGAGAAAAAAAGUGAAGAGAUGGAACGAACCAAAAAGCCCGUGAAAAGGCUAAAUGAACGCGUCUUGAAGAAAGGUAGAACCUCAGCAAAUUCUCAAAAUAUAGGUCCGAAACUUAUGUUGCAAGAUCCUAAAGGGCUGAAGAAAUAUAUCCAGGAAUCUAAUGCUCGUUUAACGAAAAUUCAAUCGUCAAGGUCAAUGUCUCAAGAUGAAAUGUCAGUGUACUCUGAUGGGUCAAUGGGCGAUUUUCUAGAUGAUUGAUCAUAAGUUAUAGCUUUGAGAGUAAUCAAAAUCUUGAAAGCUUUCCAGGUUAGCAGCUUUUCCUCUCACAUCAUGGCUAACAUUACCAACUUUAUGUCCCCGUCAUUUUUUUUCUCAUUUUUAUUUACUAUGCUUUUUUCCCUGAGGGAUUAGGAGGCGUUUUUAACAAAUCUAUCCUUAUCAGCCGAAUUAAUUUUAAACCUUUUCAUGUUUUUUGUCUUGUUUCAUUCUCAGUUUGACGCAAUUUUUAAUAACCUUAAUAUCUCAUAAUUAUCUGUGUAUUAUUUUAACCAGCCUUCCUGUUUUUAAUGGAUUUGUUGAAUUUCUAGACUCUUCUGGCGAAGCAGUUUUUGGGCAACAUUAAUAUUUGAACCAUUUUACCUUAAAUUGUAAAAUUAUGCAGGGUGUCUCACUAUAAUUUAAGCAUUUUACUAACCUGUGUUUAUCUAGUUUUGUUUUCCGAUCAUUUCGACAGUGGAAAAAACUUAAGUUUUGGUACUUUUACAGUACUUUAUCUCAACUCUAUACGUAGUACUUUUCACAUGUAAAUGCGAUACUUGUGAUCAAUCUUCAUAACUAAUUUUAAUUUUGUUGAAGUAUUUUUUGUGCCUAUCAGAAAUAAAAUAAAAAUUGUUCCUCUUGCUUGUUUAAAUGUUUGGAUUAAAUGGAAUUGCAAAAAAUUGGGAAUUUUGCAGAAAUCAUUCAUCUCAAAGAAUUUCUGGCUUAUUAGUUUCACAUUCAGCCGUUCAUCAUAAUGUAUAGUCUUAAUGGAUAUUGGAUGUAGUUUUAUGUAUUGAUCAUUUAGUUCUCUUUGUGCUUUAUGUAUUUUUUUCUCAUCAGAGUCCUAGAAAAUUUGCAAGCUUCAAGAGUAAAAAGAAAAAAAAAACACUAUGUUUUCAAUUUAAGAUGAAUAUUAUACUAGGUAGUUAAGAUUAGUUUCUUUCCAAAGAUUUAAUUAUGAUACUUAUAGUUUGAAUAGUUGCUCAGGAAUAAAAUAGAACAGCUUGCGCCGCACAAUACCCUUGUAUCGUACCUAGGUAAUUGAUUUGUCAUCAGAGGCAAAAGAUGCAAGUUGCGUUUGUCUUGUAAUCACAAAUUUUGAUGUAAUGAUACUCAAAUAGGAUGUUCAGUUGUGAAAACGUUGUAGGUUUUCCUAGGUCAUAUAUGUCUAACCGCAUUUUAAAUUUUUUGAUAUCCAUCAUAAAUUUUAAAGUUUUUGAUAUCCAUCUUAAAUUUUGAAGUUUUUGACAGCAUCAUUAAUUUUAUGAACUGUAAAAGCCCCCUUUUUGUUUCCUCAGUGUGAAAUUUGUUGUAACAUUUUUUGUACCAAAUUCUAACAUAAAUAAUGAAGCAUUGAAAGCUGUCAGUUUAGUAUUUAAGUUAUAUCUUUUAACAGAAUCAAUAUUUUUUGAAGGGUCGAAGUGCUAAAAUCGGAGUCUGAAGAGAAACAGAAAAAGGGUGCUAUUUGGCGGACAUUCAACCUUUUGAGCUAAGUCUUAGUACGUAUCCUUCAGAAAUAUUUGUUAGUUAAGUUCACAAGAUUGAGCAAAUGCUAAAUGGCUUAGAUAUGCCCAUUUUCCUUGAAACUUGGCGCUGGGGCCCUUAAGAAAAUAUUGGUUCAAUUUUGCUAUAUGUGAUUACUACUCAAAAAACCAUGAUCAUGAGAGAUAUUAUUAAUUAUCUCGAUGAUGGGUAAUAAUCAAACAUUUAUUGAAAUUUUAAUGAUGGAUCUGAAUUACUUUACAUACAAAUUGCACGUUUGAUCUUGAUCAAGAUCUCGUAAAUUUCCUUUUGCAAGUUGUCUGCAAACAAAAUAUGUAUUUAAACUUAUCUUUAUUUGAUAAUGGACCGUUUCAUGUGCACUUACACUAAUUUCAUAUUAUAGCAGCAUUAAUUCAUGAUUUCAAUAAAUUGUAUUACCACCGGUUAUUUUUAUCAAUGCAACAAGUAAAUUUUAUCGUAGGAUGAAAGGAAGCAAGUUCAAAUACAAGGUGCCUUAUGUCUGCCUACACUUGAAAUUUUGGAAUAUUUUUUAGUCCCAAAGUAACCAUUCUUAUCACAGUGAAUUGAUUACUCAUUAAGGUUCUAUAAGACUAAUGUUAAGCUUGGUGUGAAUCAAUUUUCUCCAUCUUAGUUUUUAAUUUAUUUGGAUCAAGUCUAGAUUAAUGAGAUCCGCUUCAAAUUCAUUGUGUUGAAGUUCCAAAAAUGAAGAAAGAUUUUGAUUGGCCAAGAUUGAGAUUUAAUUGUGCCGUCAUUCAGUUGAUUAAAUCAUUACAUCGAUUUUUUUUUUUUUUUUCUAAUCAAACUGAGUACAGACAACCAAAUUAUUUACACAUAUUUAUAGUGUAUCAGAUCUACAUGAUAUAAAUUUGGCAACUUUAAAUAGUUUGCAUAAUUGAUUGUUACAAUACUCAUUCAAAAACUAUCAUGAGCUGCACGGUCAGAAGUAGAGGUGGUACUUUCCUUCAGUCUGUCUCAAGAAAAACUCCUUUUUAAAUAAUAAUCAUUUAUUUUUUCAUCAACAAUUAUUUUUUUUGUUUUGUAGAUGUAUUUAUUUUUUGAAGAAUUUUUGAAAAAUUAUAUAUUUUAAGCCGAA
Bemisia tabaci is the source of this 5032-nucleotide messenger RNA. The record is from RefSeq and is a predicted model, not a curated record. NCBI's taxonomy places the organism in Eukaryota, Metazoa, Arthropoda, Insecta, Hemiptera, Aleyrodidae.